Anopheles cruzii is the source of this 3748-nucleotide messenger RNA. Its product is annotated as protein groucho-like. The coding region runs from base 58 to 2334 and encodes 758 amino acids. The record is from RefSeq and is a predicted model, not a curated record. NCBI's taxonomy places the organism in Eukaryota, Metazoa, Arthropoda, Insecta, Diptera, Culicidae. Gene Ontology annotation, molecular function: transcription corepressor activity; protein binding. Gene Ontology annotation, cellular component: transcription regulator complex; nucleus. The transcript is spliced from 16 exons. Gene Ontology annotation, biological process: regulation of DNA-templated transcription; negative regulation of canonical Wnt signaling pathway.
UUGCCACCGAAACAUAAUUCAAACCGUUGAUAUUACGCGCCGUCGGCGACCAAGAAGAUGUACCCGAAUGCUGGCAUCAAUGCGGCUGCGGUUGCGGCCCGCCAUCCGGGUCCGCCACAGUCAGCACAACCGUUCAAAUUCACCAUAACAGAAAACUGUGAUAGGAUAAAGGAAGAGUUCAACUUUCUUCAGGCACAAUACCACAACCUCAAAAUGGAAUGUGAGAAAUUAGCUCAGGAAAAAACGGAAAUGCAACGACAUUACGUAAUGUACUACGAGAUGUCCUACGGUCUCAACGUGGAAAUGCACAAACAGACGGAAAUUUCUAAACGGCUAAACGCUAUCAUCACCCAGAUCGUCCCGUUUCUGUCCCAGGAGCACCAGCAGCAGGUGCUAACGGCGGUGGAACGUGCGAAGCAAAUUACCAUGUCCGAGCUGAACGCCGUCAUCGGGCAACAACAACGGCCGGAUCUACCUCGCCUGCUCCAGCAGAUGCACGCACAACAGAUACCGGGCGCCCACGGAGCGCCCCCGAUCCCGGUCGGAAUGCCACACCCUAGUCUUGGCCCGGGCGCCCUCGGUGGGCCGCUCGGGGCUCUCGGCGGUACGCCACCUCAGCACCCGCUAGCGAUCCUCAACAAGCAGGAACUCCACCGGCCGGAAGAGUCGAAGAGCAGCAAUAGCAACAUCAUGCCACUCGACGAUCGACACCGCAGCUCCAUCUCGCCGAACGAUCGUGACAAGUAUCGGCCCCGCACGCCCGAAUCGAGCCACGAGCUGAAGAAGGUCAAGAAGGAGGAGAAGGAUAUGGGACACUCGGAUGGAGAAAAGUCGGACCAGGACCUGGUUGUUGAUGAUGCCUCGGAGAUCAACCCGAUGAGCCCCAUGCCCAAUCAGCAUCACAAUGGAACGGCCUCUCCCCGGGAAAAUGGUAUGAUGCAGAAAAAGCUGGACGUGCAAGAUCGGGACCGCAUCGGAACACAUUCACCGCGAUCGGGAACCUCUUCGAACGCCUCCACCCCGUCGAACAAGAAGCUGGACGACAAACCGACGACCCCGAUCGCGAAACCGGCCACACCCACCAACUCGGUGGCAAGCAAUGGUGUGCCGAAAGUCGUCAACAAACCGCCAGUGCUGAACCCUGGCUACCCUCCGUACCUGGCCGGCCCUCUGAAUGGUGCACCGCACGAUCUGCAAGCAGCAGCGGCGGCGGCAGCAGCAUACGGUGGUCCCGGUGUGCACAACAAUCUGCCACACUCGCUCAACAACUAUGCCCGCGCACCGCUAGCGUUUGAUCCGCACGCCCAGAUGCGGGCCCCGCUCGGUCCCAUCGGGAUACCCGGUGGCAAGCCGGCGUAUUCCUUUCACGUGAACGCCGAAGGUCAGAUGCAACCGGUGCCAUUCCCGCAGGAUGCCCUCGUCGGUCCGGGCAUCCCUCGCCACGCACGCCAGAUAAGCUCGCUCAACCACGGUGAGGUGGUGUGCGCUGUGACGAUCUCGAACCCGACCAAAUACGUGUACACCGGUGGCAAGGGGUGCGUGAAGGCGUGGGACAUCUCGCAGCCUGGCAACAAGAACCCGGUGUCGCAGUUGGAUUGCCUGCAACGUGACAACUAUAUCCGCUCGGUGAAGCUACUACCGGACGGUCGGACGCUGAUCGUCGGCGGUGAGGCGUCGAACCUGUCGAUCUGGGAUCUGGCAAGCCCAACGCCCCGAAUCAAGGCCGAACUCACGUCGAACGCUCCCGCCUGUUACGCGCUCGCCAUUUCGCCCGACUCCAAGGUGUGCUUCUCGUGCUGCUCCGAUGGCCACAUUGCCGUGUGGGAUCUCCAGAACCAGACGCUGGUGCGACAGUUCCAAGGACACACGGACGGAGCGUCCUGCAUCGAUAUCAGUGCCGACGGGAACAAGCUGUGGACGGGUGGGCUAGACAACACGGUACGCUCCUGGGACCUGCGGGAAGGCCGGCAGCUGCAACAGCACGAUUUCAGCUCCCAAAUCUUCUCCCUCGGUUACUGCCCCACCGGGGACUGGUUGGCCGUUGGCAUGGAGAACUCGAAUGUGGAGGUACUGCACGCCACGAAACCGGACAAGUACCAGCUGCACUUGCACGAGAGUUGCGUGCUCAGCUUGAAGUUUGCCGCCUGCGGCAAGUGGUUCGUCUCGACCGGCAAGGACAACCUGCUGAACGCGUGGAGGACACCGUACGGUGCAUCGAUUUUCCAGUCGAAGGAAUCAUCCUCCGUGCUGAGCUGUGAUAUCUCCGCCGAUGACAAGUACAUCGUGACGGGGUCCGGAGACAAGAAGGCCACCGUUUACGAAGUCAUCUACUAAAGCCACCACUCACCGGAGGACUAUAAGGAAGAGAACCGGAACCGAAAUGGAAACGCACUCACACACACCCACACAUGUACAUUUGAUAGUGCUUGUUCGGUGGAAGGUGAUAAGUUCUUGGCACCAAUCGCGAUCACCCCCCAAAACGUUCGUGUGCGCUUGACUGAACCGUGAAUCUCCCCGAGGAAUCUUGCAGCGAUGAAGAUGAAGCAACGUAGAAGAGGGAACAAAAAUGAAUAGAAAGAGAGUUUCAAAGUCCGGGCGGCUACAAGGCGAUCGAGAAAAGGAAAGAAAGAAGAACACACCAACCAAGGCGAGCGCAAGCCAAUCGGCGGUCGGUUGACAAGAAAUGUAAAAAGUUAGUUCAUAAAUAGUUGGUUAGGAAGGUUGGCGCGACUACAGCGACGAGACAAACGAAGCAAAGGCACACUGCAAACAGUGUUUGUACAGAACUUGAAUGAACAUACACAGACACACAAAGGGGACUAUAGAAGGACGCAGCUAAAGGAAGCGAUUUUUUAGAGAGAAAAACGGAAUGAAAAAGUGGGCGAAAGAAAACAAACGCAAAUGCUAAAUAUUUGUAGAGUUAACGCGAGCAGCGAGAAUCGCAAACAGAAACCGCUUAUUUGCAUGAAAACCUGGCGCCAAAUUUGAAUCACGCGCCGUAAAAUUACUUUCCCGUAGGAGGUUAAAGCUUAAAAACACACGAAAAUGCAAGGCGGUCGCCUUCGAAGCUAUUAUUUUGCUUCCACCGGUUCCGAAGGGCGGUUUUGGUUCUUUGUUUUCUGUAGGCUGAAUGGUACAAUAAUCGUAUGCCCCAACGGAUUCAUUCAAUUCAUUACUUUCGGUUAGAGGUUAGGUUUCGAGCGCAAAGCCGUGAGACGUGAUUUUGGGGUAUUCUAGGGGCGCGCGCGCUGGCACAACGUGUCCGGCGAUGGUCGCUUUAGACUGAUAGGAACAUGUUUUCUUUUCCUUUUUGUUUUGUUACAUUAGUAAGGACGAGUCGUUCAAAAUGGCCGGGUUUUGUUCGCCACCGCCACAUAUCCCGAGUAUGGACCGAUGAAAACAGAGUAAGAGUAAGCAAGGACGUGGCGUGGACUGUUUGUUUCUGACCUAUGCCCUCCUCCUUCUGGUGGCCCGCUUUUCGUCAGUUCUUCCUUUUAGUACAGAAUAGUAUAGCUUUACGUGAACGGAUUAGUAUUGUGGUGGGUUUGGAAUGACACCACACUGACGAAGUUGCGAAAGUGCGCCCUCCAGGGGUGUCGUCGAUACACGUUGUACAAGAUGAAAUACUGAAACAAGGGCAGAAUCCCCAUUGAACUCCUUUUUUUCGCUAAGUCUUAAAUCUGUAUGAUGAAGUACGAAAGUGUAGCUUUCUCCCAGAAGCUGUUAAAUGGAAUUAUUAAAAGAGAGC